GAAGUAGACUCAAUCAGCUCCUCCGCAAGUGAUUGGUGCGUUGAAAUGUCAUGCAAUACAGUCGGUGUACGUUAUGCCGGCUGUAGCACGGCGUAAUCAAGGUAAACCACUGUUUGUAUCGCACCUUUAGAGUAAUACUCAACCUAACGGCGCAGUUAGGUUUCCUUAUGAACUGGCUUUUUGUUUUUUGUUAUUUCUUUUGUUUUACACUCUUGCCGUUAUAUUAUGGUAGGAACCCCACAGUAAUGUACUCACCAGGUCGUGUCACCUUUAGUGUAAUAUUAUUGCACUCAAACUCAUAAUCAAUUUCAGUAAAACUGAAAAUUAAGUGCAAUUAAUACAGCAACACGUAAGCAAAGGACUUCAAGACAACACUGUGAUUGGUAAACCACGCCACCUACUGACAGUUUUGAUUUUGUGAUCAGUAGACAAACCUGGCCUGGUAUGUAACAUUUGCCAUGAAUUAAAUCUGUUCAUACUAUAAUAAUAUAAUGAAAUGGUGUCCAGUCAUUUAUAUCAUGUAUGUUAUAAGGAAAAACAAUUAAACAGACAACAAAAUGUGAAAGUUAAAUAAAAAAUAUAUUUAAAACAAUUGAAUAUCCUUCAUGAAGAUAGUUUUUUUUGCAUUAGUUUAAGUUCAGUGUAAACUGGCAAUUCAGUUUAAUCAUGAACACAGAACAAAAUAAGAACAAGAUUUUUUUGUUUUAUAUAUGCAGUAUUACUAAUAUGAUACAAAACAUUAUUUUAAUGUUAUUUAGUAUUAUAAUAGAUAAACUCCAUAUUUUUCUUCAUGCCAGAGGUAAGGAUUCUGUUGAUUUUAAUAGACACACCAUGUAAUUUAGGCCUAACAAAUAGGGAAGGAACUAAUGAUAAUUUUUCAUUCAUCUGAUUCAUCUACCGAUUAUCCUUUCGAUUAAUUGAUUGGUCUAUAAGAAAAGAGUGAAAAGCUCCGACCGCAAUGUCCUGGAGCUUAAGAUGUCAUCUUCAAAUAACUUCUUUAUCUCACACCAACAGUCCAAAACCCAAGGAUAUGUCACAUGAAACAAAGGGAGCAGGAAAUAUCCACAUCUGAGAAGUUGGUUAUUAACCUGUUGACAUACUGAUUAGUCUUAUCGUUUUCAGCUCUAAUAACAAAUUUCUACGAAUGUUCAGUUCUGUGGUGUUCAGUAUAGAGCAAUGGCGACUGCUUCGCCUCCCAGUCAUCACAACACAAUAUAAAAGUGUGACGGCGCCAUCUUCUGGCUCUUGCUAACAACGUCACAUGUUUUCUGACUGCAUGUGACAUGGUAAAUCGUCACACAUACGUGUUAUUGUCUCACGCAAAGCAGCUGCCAAGUCGUUUUAUCUGAACAUCUGAAUGAACUCCCACAUAGUAUUUAAACAUAGUAGUUUGCUUAAAAUAUUAACUAAAAACACAAAAUUAGUUAUAAUCUGGAUUGCAGCCAUUAGAACCUCCUGGUAGUUAUUUUAAAGAUGAGUAAAUGGUGAUUUUAAUUACUGUCUUCCUGUGUGUAUCGUGUACUUAACUUGCAUGUCACUGGUAUGGUUAUAAUGUGCGCGCGCGCGUGUAUGCGGUCCGUUAUUUUCCGGGUUGUGCUCAUCGUUAGCAGCAGUUGCUCUGCCUCAGCCGCCAGCUGACACUUUUACUGAGGAGGUGAGGUCAAAUUUGAUUCUCUCUCUCUCUCUCUUACCCUCUCCCUCCCUCCCUCUCUCUCUCGGUGUGUCGGCCUGUCUGUCUGUGAGAGAGGCAGCUAACUAGCGCAGAAUCAUCAUCAUCAUGGCGGUUCAAGGCGAAUCUCCGGCUCCCGUCCACCACCCGCAACCAGCGCUGACAACCAGCUGGCCAAUAACCAGGGAGUCGUACGAGCUGCAGGAAGUCAUAGGCAGCGGGGCCACAGCUGUGGUACAGGCAGCCCUCUGUACCCCCAGACAGGAGCGCGUCGCCAUAAAGAGAAUAAACCUGGAAAAAUGCCAGACCAGCAUGGAUGAGCUAUUGAAAGAAAUCCAAGCAAUGAGCCAGUGUAACCAUCCCAAUGUUGUCACCUACUACACCUCCUUUGUAGUAAAGGAUGAACUUUGGUUAGUCAUGAAGCUUCUGAGUGGAGGCUCUAUGCUGGAUAUAAUUAAGCACACAAGCAAAGAUGAGGACAGAAAUCGAGCGCUAGAUGAGCCCAUUAUUGCGUCUAUAUUAAAAGAAGUCCUAGAAGGCCUGGACUAUCUGCACAGAAAUGGACAGAUUCACCGGGAUGUGAAAGCUGGGAACAUACUACUGGGAGAGGAUGGAUCUGUUCAGAUCGCAGAUUUUGGAGUAAGCGCAUUCCUCGCCACAGGGGGGGAUAUGACUAGAAACAAAGUACGAAAGACUUUUGUUGGCACGCCAUGCUGGAUGGCGCCGGAGGUGAUGGAACAGGUUCGAGGCUAUGAUUUCAAAGCAGAUAUAUGGAGUUUUGGAAUUACAGCCAUAGAGUUAGCAACAGGCUCUGCACCCUAUCACCGCUACCCUCCCAUGAAGGUUUUAAUGCUUACCCUACAGAAUGAUCCACCCACUCUAGAGACAGGUGUAGAGGACAAAGAAGCGCUUAAAAAAUACGGAAAAUCAUUUAGAAAGCUAAUAAGUAUGUGCCUUCAGAAGGAUCCUGCCAAAAGGCCUACCGCCGCAGAGCUUUUGAAGUGUAAAUUCUUCCAAAAGGCCAAGAACAAAGAAUAUCUGGUUGAAAAGCUUUUAUAUCGUGCACCAAAGAUUUCCCAGAGAGCGAAGAAGGUGAGGAGAGUCCCAGGCUCCAGUGGACACCUGCACAAGACAGAGGAUGGAGACUGGGAGUGGAGCGAUGACGAGCUGGAUGAGGGCAGUGAGGAGGGCAAGGCUGCUGUCAAUCAGGGCAGGUCACGAAGGGUCAAAGACGAGGCCAAAGAUAAUGAGGAGAAUGCCAACAAUGUCCCUAUCGAAGGGCUGUCUAUUCAGCAUCCCCAGGUCGAACCCUUUGAGCAUAGUCCCUACAUUCAAGGUGCUGUGAACAUGGUACUACGGCUAAGGAACUCUAGAAAGGAGCUGAAUGACAUUCGGUUUGAAUUCACUCCUGGGCGAGACACAGCUGAUGGCGUUUCCCAGGAACUGUUCUCGGCGGGCCUGGUCAACGUGCACGAUGUUGUUAUUGUUGCUUCUAACCUUCAGAAGAUUGUAGAUGACCCAACUACCUAUAAAGUGUUGACCUUUAAGCUGGCUUCCGGCUGCGACGACACAGAGAUCCCGGAUGAGGUGAAGCUGAUCGGCUUUGCACAGCUAAGUGUUAGCUGAUGCCCUCUUCAUGCCUGAAGCAGGUGAGACAGUUCAGGGCAGACAGACUGAGGAACACAACACCACUUCCUGCAACAUCUUCCCCAACACCCUCCCUGAAAACUCACUCCCACUCCUCCCUUGCCUUCUUUUCACCUUCCCUGAGGCCAAGCACCGCCCCGCCUACGCCUCCAUAGCGCCGACUUCCCUGCUCACUGUCCCCUGACCUUUAACCUUAACAACAUUCCACCGCCCAGCGCACAGAGCGGGAUUAGGAACAGCCCCGGAACCUAAAGAUGUACUCAGGUGGUGACAUAAAGUGAUUAAGAUGUAGCUUUGAAUCUUUUAUUUAUUUUUUUCUUUUACUUUUUACAUCACAUUACCUUUGUGUUCGGCAAAGAUCUUAUUAUUUAUUGAAAUAAGAAGAUAUUUUUAUUUUGUUUCUCAUGCUGUUUUGUUGCCACAGUAAAAACAAAUUUGCUAUGACUCGCAUCUCACGAACACACUUAUUUGUGAUGUUUCCCUGAGGUCUUUGUCAGAAUGUAAGAUUUAGUUAAUAUAUGGGGAAAAGCACAUUUUCAUAAUAACAUAAUGAAUGUUUAAAAAGAGAAUGCAUUUUUUUUUUUU
Messenger RNA from Micropterus salmoides (largemouth bass), 3901 nucleotides. RefSeq names its product serine threonine kinase 39 (gene stk39). NCBI's taxonomy places the organism in Eukaryota, Metazoa, Chordata, Actinopteri, Centrarchiformes, Centrarchidae. The record is from RefSeq and is a predicted model, not a curated record. The transcript has 18 exons. The coding region runs from base 1778 to 3295 and encodes 505 amino acids. Gene Ontology annotation, molecular function: protein serine/threonine kinase activity; ATP binding. Gene Ontology annotation, biological process: protein phosphorylation.